AUGUACGUGUUGAAGAUGGUGCCCACCUCGGACAAGAGCCGCUUCUACGCCUUCGGCCGCGUGUUCUCCAGCACUAUCGCCACCGGCCAGAAGGUGCGCAUUCAGGGCCCAUACUACAAGCCAGCCAGCAAGGAGGACCUGCGUGUGAAGAACAUGCAGCGAGCCGUGCUGAUGAUGGGCCGCGCCACUGAGCAGAUCCAGGGUGUACCAUACGGCAGCACGGAUGCCCGCGACGUCCAUGUCCGAUCCUCUGUCUACGGAGGAGAGUGGAGAGCACGUGAUCGCAGGCUGCGGCGAGCUAAGGAUUUGAAGGAUGAGUAUGCCCAGUGCGACUUCAUCCUGUCCGACCCCGUGUCGCCCAACAAGCACAACCGCAUCUACUUGCAAGCGGAGCCCAUGGACGAGGAGCUCAACAAGGCCAUCGAGGAUGGUGCUGCUGGUCCCAAACCCGGCCCCAAGGAGCGAGCAAAGUUUUUGAUGGAGAAGUUUGAGUGGGACAAGCAGGUUGCGCAGACCAAGAUUUGGUGCUAUGGCCCUGAGACCGAUGGUGCCAACCUCGUUGUGGACUCUACCGUGGGUGUGCAGUACCUCAUUGAGAUCAAGGAGCACGUGAACAGUGCGUUUCAGUGGGCCACAAAGGAAGGUCCUCUGUGUGAGGAGAACAUGCGAGGCAUUUGUUUGAUUGAGAUGAGUUGCAGGUUGCAGAAGGUGGAAGGCGCCGGAUCUAAGACAGGCCAAGACGUCAACAGCGCCCAGGCGUUUUUUCAGUGCGUCUGCGAUCACUUGGAGAACCCGCAGGGCAAGCCCUUGAAGAAAGGCAGCAAGAUGAAGGGGACUGGGCAUCCGCAAGCAGAAGAACUUCAACGUGGAGAUGGCAGGGCGACCUGUCACACGCGGAGUAUCGAGAUGCUAGGGGUGCUCCCUCCGCCGGAGAAAGGUUGGCAGAGGCAAGGAAAAUCGGCCGAUGGCAAGGCUGCGUGGCUGGCAAACAAGCUGGCGCCGGAUUGGAUCUUCAACAUGACCGAGGAGAAGUACUACCAUGCGCCGAGCAAGAGCUGGUGGGAGAAACGACCCCUCGCGUCCCAGGAUCCAAAGGCGCCACCCUAUACUUACGUGCGCACCGACGCCUUCCACCUGGAGGUGUCAGUGGAAGGCAAAUAUGUGGAUCCUGAGAACCUAGCCAAUGAAUUGGGCAGGGCCCGUGGGAUGGCAUGCCGCGCGGCUGCUGCCCCAAGCUGGCGAAGCUUCGAGCGCUGCGCGAUCCCCGCUGGGGACGACUUAGGAGAGCCUUUGCUGGUCACCUUGGCCGAGGCCAAGGACCACUGCGAAGCCCAGGAAUCAUGCGCGGCCUUCACCUUUGAAGGCGACGAUGUGCGUGGCCCGCUGUCGGGGAACCCUGUGUGGGUUCACUUCAAGACUGCCUUUGACUGCGUUGAUGCGCCUUGGGUUGCCUGGAGAAAGGUCCGGGGAGUCGAUUCGAGGGCUCCCGGGCCUCCUCCAGACUCAGAGGACUCAGAGGGCGACUCAGAGGGCUCCCGGGCACUCUCCCCUUUCACUGGGACUGGAACUGGUGUGGCACUCUGCUUGCUUGGGCAGGUGCGAAUGCUUUCCCACACGCACGUGGCCUUGGAGCAACACCUUCUGCAGGUCUUGCAGCCAGAUGUUUUCUUGUAUGGACCACGUGGUUCAGAGGAGGAGCCAGCCCCAGAACUGUACAGCCUGCGAGAUUAUGUUGUGGAAGAGAGGUGGGAAGUGGAGAGCAUCCGUGAUAACCUUUACGCGGACACGCACGACGCGAGCCGAGUAAUCGACUUGGAGUACGUGCAGGUGUGGGUUUCCCAAGAUGAUGGUCCUAGCUUCUCCAACUGCCAAGAAUCCAAGCCCUGGUUCUAUGCGGUGCAGGGAAAUUGGUUCGGCAGCCAGUGCUUAGAGCCGCCGCUGAGGGACAACCGGCCGGGCAGCGCGAUUUGCUGGUAUUACAGCCAACACAAGUGCCUGGAGAUGAUCCAGAAGAAGGAGAUGGAAAGAGGGCCCUACCAAUGGGUCGCUAUCUCGCGGUUUGAUUUCAGCUGGCUGGCACCCCAUCCGCCGCUGGAACUCUUGCGGUCUGACGUAGUGUGGAUUCCUUCUGGAAGCGAUUGGGAGGGUGGCAUCAACGACCGUCACGCCGUGAUGCCACGUAGGCAUGCCGACGCCUAUCUGAGCUCCUGGAAGCUCCUAACCUCCGGCCGCGCAAAGGACGUCAUGCUUGAGACGUUGGGGGCUAUGAAGGUCAGCGGCUACCCAGGCCCCAACACGGAGAACUUCCUCAAGGCACGGCUUCACUUCUUCGAGGUGGACUACGAGCGCUUCCCGAAUGUGGCCUAUCUCACGUGCUCACAUCGUUCCAAGAGUCGCUGGACUCAGUGCUUUGGGACGGCUUCUAACGAUGCUCCUGGUUGGCUGUACAAGGAAGAGAUGGAGCAUGCCACGCGCAUCGCGCAGUGCGUGCGCUCUUCCUGGAACAAGAGAAAGAUGGAGGACUGUGCGGAGGAUAUUUCGCAUUUGUACCGAGGAUUUCGCUGA
This is a messenger RNA of Symbiodinium pilosum, 2565 nucleotides long. NCBI's taxonomy places the organism in Eukaryota, Dinophyceae, Suessiales, Symbiodiniaceae. The record is from the annotation of a GenBank genome assembly.